Molecule: messenger RNA, 8178 nt
Organism: Rotaria sp. Silwood1
Lineage: Eukaryota; Metazoa; Rotifera; Eurotatoria; Philodinida; Philodinidae
Source: the annotation of a GenBank genome assembly
AUGUCUACUGAUGAUUAUCGUCAUAUACAUCAUAUUAUUUCAACUAAACCAUUGCCAUUAUUAAAUCCAAAUGAAACAAAUCAUGCACUUCAUUAUACACAAACAAUAGAUGAUGAAAAUGAGACGCCAAUAAGUACAAAAUUACUUCAUCGUCGAGUUCAUUUAAAUGAUUUACCAGAUUAUCUUCUAAGUGGUGCAUCAAAACAACUUCUACUUCAUCGAACUCGAACAUCAUCAACACCGUCUGCCUCACAAUAUGAUGAUAAUUCAGGAUAUUUUACUACUAUACAGGAUGAAAAUUCUUAUUCAUAUACACCAUUAUCAUAUAAAAGACAUUAUGAUGAUGAUAUAGCAAUGUUAAAUAAACGACAUGUUAUUAAAGAACGUAUUAUUCCAGUUGAUCAUCAACGUGCAACAAUUAUUCAUGAUGAAAAACCGACGAUUUUGACAACACCAAUUCAAAUAACUACUCCAGCUAUAGUUCCUGUUGCUCCUGCUCCACCACCAACAUUACCUGUUGUUCUCUAUCAACAACAACAGCAACCUAUUCCACUGUCUGCAAUAAUUGCACAACCACAACCAAUCAUUCAUGCUCGUGCUAUUAUUCCUCCACAACCACAACAAAUCAUUCAUACUCAUCCUAUUAUUCCUCAACAAACACCGCGUGUAAUCGUUGAAGAACAUCAUCAUCAUCAUCACCAUGCAACUCCUCAGCCAUCUGAAUCUGUAUCAGUGCUACCACCACCACCACCUCCUAUUCCUGUUCCUGUUCCUGUACCUUUAACAACAACCGAAAUUACAGAAACAGUUCGUACUGUUCGUCGGCGACCACGUGCAAGAGCAACUGAAACAAUUAUAGAACAAAAAGAACCAAUUCAAACAAUAAAAACAGAAGAAAUAACUGUUGAAAAACGACAACCUCACGUAGAAUUUGAAGAAGUUCAAAUACAAAGUAAUCCAAUAUCGAAACCAAUACGUGAAGUUAUUGUUGAACAUCUUGAUACAAUUGUUGUACCACAACAACAAGAAAUCAUUGAAACAGAAAUUCCAUCAACUGUAGAAAUUAUUGAUACUAAACCAAUCUAUAAAAUCGAAAAUGAAAUAACUGACAUUCCUAUAGAAUCAAAACGUGUAAUAAAAGGAAAAAAAAUUGUUGGUUCAAAAAUUGAUUCAUGGAAUCGUGGAUAUAAACCUGGUGGUGGAGAUAUUAAAAUCUAUAAUAAAGGUUUAAAAUUUGAAGAUAAAGAAGAACCUAUUAUUGAUACAUAUGAUACAACUAUUACAAAACAUCAAGGUGUUGUUCAAGUUCAUACUGAAGUUGAUGAUACACCUGAAGAAACAACUAUUGAAGUUAUUACUAGACCAUUUGAAAUUGAACAAACUAGUCGAAUUGUUACUGUUACUCGAGAAAUGAAAAAAUUAUCAACUCCUCCACCGCCAACUCCGCCGCCACCGCCACCUGAACCAAUUACAAUUAUUGAAGAACCUGUACCACAAGUUCAAAUUAUAGAUGAAAUUAUUGAACCACCAUCACCUAAAGUAAUCAAAUUUCCUACUCUUUAUAAACAACGUAUUAAUCGUCCUCCAAAACCUCCUUCACCUCCACCACUGCCACCUCCACAAAUUAUUAUAGAACAAGUUGAAGAACCUAUUCCAGUACCACCAACUCCUUUACCAAUACCAGUUCAAUAUUAUUUAGCUCAAGAACAAUAUUUAACUGAACUUGGAUUCGAUCGAACUUCAACAAAAUCACCAGAAAUUUAUCCUAUAGAAACAGUUGAUGCAAGUACAUAUGAUCUUGAUUAUGAAAAACAAUAUGCAACUUUCAUACCAAAACAAAUCAAUGAAAAUAAUCAUAUAGAACAAACAUCUGAUUUUGAUCAAGAAAGUUUACCUUAUCAACAACUUCGUUCAAGUACAUAUGAUUUUGAUUAUGAAAAACAAUAUGCUGAAUAUAUUUCAAAACAAUUUGAGGAAUUUCAGCCAUUCGAACAAACAUUAGAUUAUGAAUCAACAAAAUUAUCUCUUAAACAACUUAGUCCAAGAAUUAAUGAUUUUGAUUUUGAAAAACAAUAUGCAGAAUAUUUGUCAACACAAUUUGAUGAACAUCAUCAACUAGAACAAACAUUAGAUCGUCAUGCAACGAAAUAUUCACUUAAACAACUUCAACCCGAUAUAUAUAGACUUGAUUUUGAAAAACAAUAUGCUGAAUAUUUAUCAACACAAUUUGAUGAAUAUCAUCAAACAGAGCAAACAUUAGAUCGUCAUUCAACAAAAUAUUCUCUCAAACAACUUCAACCUGAAACACAUAAAUUUGAUUUUGAAAAACAAUAUGCACUCUAUGAAACAAAUCAAUAUGAUGAAUAUCAUCAACCUGAACAAACAUUAAAUUAUGAUUCAACAAAUUUAUCAAUUAAACAACUUGAAUCUAAUGUUUAUAAUCUUGAUUUUGAUAAACAAUAUGCAGAAUAUGUAUCGAAUCAAUUAAAUGAAUUUACUGAAGCUGAACAACUAUUAGACCGUGAUCCAACUAAAUAUUCUCUUAAACAACUUCAAGCAGAUUUCUAUAAUGAUAAGUUUGAAGAACAAUAUGCUACAUAUGAAACAAAUCAAUUUAAUGAAUAUAAUCAACCUGAACAAACAUUAGAUUAUCAAUCAACAAAAUUAUCUUUUACACAACUUCGUUCAAAUACAUAUGAUCUUGAUUUUACUGGUCAAUAUGCAACAUAUUCAUCAAAACAAUUUGAAGAAUCUCAACCUACGGAACAAGCAUUACCUUAUGAUCCAACACAAUUAUCAUUACAUAAUGCAUCAGAAACAUCAAUGGAAUAUUUACUUUUUAAUCGAGCACUUCAUGCUGUUUGUGAAUAUGUUGAUGAUACAAUUGAAUAUUUUACAGUCAAUUCAUUUGAUCGAUGUAUUCGUCCAAAAAGUGUUCAAUUACCAAUCGAAAAAGUUACAAAAAAACAAUUUCGUGCUAUAUCUCAUGAACCACCAUCAAUUUUAUGGCGUAAUCUAACAAUAGAUAUUCCUAUAAGACGUCGAAAAAUCUUGAGAAAAAAAAUUGCUUGGAAAAAAAUUCAUUAUGCUGUUGCACGCAUUGAUUGUUGGAAUAGAAAUUAUCGUCGACGACCAAUAAAACGACAAUAUUUAAAAACUUUUAAAACUUUCUAUCAUCCAAAACCAUAUGAUACAUGGAAUGAGGAUUUAUCAACAACAAUAACAUCUCAAACUAUUCCAAGUCGUACACCACGUGUUGUAGCUAAACCUAAAAUUGAUACAUGGUUAAGAAAACCUCAUACUCAUCCGAAAUCUAAAAUAAAAAUACAUCAUAAACCAAUAGAAAUUCAUGGUAAAACACGUAUUGAUACUUGGUUAAAAUUAACACGUCGAUCAAGAAGUACAAGUGCUCGAAUUAUUCAUCGACCAAUACAAGUUAUUGGUAAAAGUAAAGUUGAUACUUGGUUACAACCACCUAUUCGUAAAGCUCAUAGUGCUUAUGAAAUUACUCAUAAACCAUUACAUAUUAUUGGACAUAGUCGAAUUGAUACAUGGAGAAAACAUUCAAUACAUCCAACAUCUCAUUUUCAACGAAUUAUUCAUAAACCAAUACAAGUACAAGGAAAAAGUCAAGUUGAUACUUGGCUUCGUCAAGAUCCUAUUCAUCAAACUCAAAUUAAACGAAUAAUUCAUAAACCUCUUGUUAUUCAUGCACGAAGUCGUAUUGAUACAUGGAGAAAACAACAAUUUGAAGAUAGAUCACAAUUACAAAAAGUUCUUCACCGACCAAUACAAAUUGAAGGUAAAAGUCGAGUUGAUACAUGGCAAAAACAUCAACCGAAUAUUCGAUCGGAUAUUCCUAAAAUUUUUCAUAAACCUAUACAAAUUAUUGCAAAAAGUAAAGUUGAUACCUGGCUUCGAAGUUCAUCUCAUCCAAUAAGACGACAAUAUAUACCUGAAACUCAUAAACCGAUAAAUAUCAUUGCUCGAAGUCGAAUUGAUACUUGGCAAAAACAACCAUUACAAAGAAAGUCGAAUUUUGAAAAAAUUUUUCAUCAUCCAAUUCAAAUUCAAGGGAAAAGUCGAAUUGAUACUUGGCAAACAACUGCAUUACGACGACGAGCUCAUAGUGCUACUGAAAUUCAUAAACCCGUUCAUAUCAUCGGUCAAAGCCGAAUAGAUACUUGGCAAACAUCAGCAAGAAAACUUCCAACAACUAAAAGUCGUUUGAUUCAUCGUCCAAUUCAAGUAGAAGCUAAAAGUCGAAUUGAUACAUGGCGAACAACAACAUCACGACGACGAACUCAUAGUGCUACUGAAAUUGAUAAACCUAUUUAUAUUAUCGGUCAAAGUCGAAUUGAUAAUUGGCAAACAGCCGAAAAAAUACCACAUUCUUCUAAACAUCAGUUAGUUCAUCGUCCAAUUCAAGUAGAAGCUAAAAGUCGAAUCGAUACAUGGCAACGAAACAUAUCACGGCGACGAGCUCAUAGUGCUACUGAAAUCCAUAAACCUCUCCAUGUUGUUGGACAAAGCCGUGUAGAUACUUGGCGUACAUCUGAUAGAAUUUCGCAUCCUAGUAAAAAUCUAUUUAUUCAUCGUCCGAUUCAAGUUGAAGCUAAAAGCCGAAUAGACACAUGGCAAACACCAUCUUUACACCGACGAACUCACAGUGCAACAGAAAUCCAUAGGCCUAUUCAUAUUAUUGGACAAAGUCGAGUUGAUACUUGGCAAACGUCUGAAAAAAUAGCAGGUUCUUCUAAACAUCAAUUAAUUCAUCGUCCAAUUCAAGUUGAAGCCAAAAGUCGAAUCGAUACAUGGCAAGUAAACAUAGCACGUCGACAUUUCCAUGAGCCUACUGAAAUUCAUAAACCAGUUCAUAUUAUUGGACAGAGUCGUGUGGAUACUUGGCGUACAUCUAAUAAAAUUUCGAACCCUAGUAAAAAUCUAUUUAUUCAUCGUCCGAUUCAAGUUCAAGCUAAAAGUCGAAUAGACACAUGGCAAACUCAGUCAUCACGUCGACGAGCUCAUAGUGCUACUGAAAUUCAUAAACCCAUUCAUGUUGUCGGUCAAAGUCGAAUUGAUACUUGGCAAACAACCGAAAAAAUACCACGUUCUUCUAAACAUCAGUUGGUGCAUCGUCCUAUUCAAGUAGAAGCUAAAAGUCGAAUAGAUACAUGGCAAGGAAACACAUCACGUCGACGAUCUCAUAGUGCCACUGAGAUUGAUAAACCUGUUCAUAUUAUUGGACAGAGUCGUGUAGAUACAUGGCGUACAUCUGAUACAGUUUUACACUCUAGUAAAAAUCUAUUUAUUCAUCGUCCGAUUCAAGUUCACGCUAAAAGUCGAAUUGAUAGCUGGCAAACAUCAACACACCCUCGUCGAUCUCGUAGUGUUACGGAGACUCAUAAGCCGAUUCAUAUUAUUGGACAGAGUCGAGUUGAUACUUGGCAAACUUCCAAAAGAGAACCGCAAACUACAAAGAUUGGUCUAUUACAUCGCCCGAUUCAAGUGCAAGCUAAAAGUAAAAUUGAUAGCUGGCAAACAUCAACAUAUCGUCGUCGAGCUCAUAGUGCUACUGAGAUUCAUAAACCUAUUCAUAUUAUUGGACAAAGUCGAAUAGAUAAUUGGCAAACAUUAGAAAAUCGGUCUCACUCCAUAAGAAAUCAUUUGAUUCACCAUCCUAUUCAAGUACAAGGCAAAAGUCAUUUAGAUACAUGGCAAAAUAAAUCCUUGUAUCAAAAACGACGUCGUAGUUUAUCACCUGUUAAUAAACCAUUUCAUAUUCUGGGUCGAAGUCGUCUUGAUAGUUGGAAUGCUUCUAAAUUAAUAUCUGAUAAUCACUCGAAGCUGUUUCAUCAACCACUUCAUAUUCAUGCUCAUUCAAUAAUUGAUAAUUGGCAAACAAGUAUAAAUAUAUCUCAACGAUCAAAAAGUGCUCCAAUUAUUCAUGAACAAUUUUAUAUUAAACCACAAUCACGAGUUGAUACAUGGUUAUCAACAAGUAAUAAAACUCGACAAAGUAUAGCCAAGAUUAUGCAUAAACCAUUAUAUAUCAAUAGUCGUCCUCAGAUUGAUACUUGGCAACAAACAACAAAACAGAUUAAUAGAAAUUCAAAAACAUUAAUUAAUUAUCCAAUUCAAGUUGAUGCACAUUCUCGUAUUGAUACAUGGCGUAAUGAAACAGAAAAACCUAUUUCAUCAAUUUCGAAACCUAUUCAUCAACCAAUACAUGUUCAAGCUCGAUCAAAAAUUGAUACAUGGUCAUCAACAAAUCGAUCGGAAACUAAUCAUGUUCAUCGAAUGAUUAAUAAUCCUAUUUAUAUAAAUGGACAAAGUAAAAUUGAUACUUGGUCAACUGUACGACAAGGCCGAAUUGUUAAAAAAAAAAAGCCAUUCAAUCAUCCCAUAAAUAUAGCUGCCCGAUCUCAAAUCGAUUCUUGGCAACAAAUAAAAGAAUCUAUACGUCAAUCGAGUGCUCCUAUUAAAAGACAUCAACCAUUACAUGUCUUCUCUCAUUCACAUCUUGAUACUUGGCAAUCAAUUCCAAGCAAAGAAUCUGUUUCAUCAGCAACAUUCAAACUUACUCAUAAACCAAUACAUGUUCAAGCACAUACAAAAGUUGAUACAUGGAAUAAUAAUAGAAUUCUACAACGAAAUAAAAUAUCUCAAAAAAGAAAACAAUUUAUUCAUGUUGAUACUCGAUCAAAAAUUGAUACAUGGCUUGAACCAUCAACAAUAAAUACUUCUCUACAUCAAUCAAAAUCAUUAUUAAAUAGAUCAAUUGAUCUAUCACAUAUAAAACCAACAAUAAAUACUUGGAAUGAUCAAUAUGAGAGAUCAAAAAAUACAAUUGAAAUUCUACAUCAACCAAUUCAUGUUGAAGCUCAUUCAAAAAUAGAUACAUUUCAAUCUCAAGAAUUAUUACCUGAAAAUCAACAUGAAAAAGAAAAUCUCUUUCAAGAAUCUCAUCGAAUUCAUAUUGAAGCUAAAUCAACAAUUCAUCCAUGGAAUAAUCAUCAAACAAUAAAACGAUAUCGAUCAUUAAGUCCAAUUGAGAAUUUAGGACAACAACAGCAAACUAUAUUUAUUGAUCCAAAAUCGACUAUUCAAACUUGGAGUUUAAAUAAACCAUUGAAAACGAAGGUGAAAGAUAUUGAUUUACAUCAACGAACAAAUAUUAUUGGAAAAUCAAAAAUAGAUAAUUGGAAUGAUAUUUCAAGAAAACCUAUUAAACGAAAUGAACAAAUAAAUACACGACCAAUACAUGUUGAUUCACAUUCACAUAUUGAUACAUGGUCAGAUGAUAUCAAACAACGAAAUGUAUCAACAACUAACAUUAAUGAAAAACCUUCAACGAUUCAUUUUGAUCAUGUUAAAUCAACGAUUGAUAAUUGGAAUGAACAUAUUAAUUCGUCAAGAUCACGUUCAUUGUUGACAGAACAACAGAACUUAUCUUUUAUUGAUCCAAAAUCAACAAUUGAUACUUGGCAAGAUAAUACUAAAUCAUAUCAACGUUCAACACGAAAAUUUCUCAAAACACCAGAACCAUCAAUAAUUCGUGAAGAAACAUCAUAUAGUUCUAGUCCAAUAAAUGAAAUAAAUAAUGAACAAAAACCAGAAAUUAAACAUCGAAUACAUUUUCAACCUGUUUCACACGUUGAUUGUUGGAAUUGGUCAUAUCGACCACGAAAACAACUUCAUCCAUUAAGAAGAACAUCUAUUCAAAAUGAUUCUUAUAUUUUAUCUAAUUAUCAAAUUCUUCCACCAAUUCAAUCAUCAACAUCUGAACGUUUGGUUGCUAGUGCUAAACCCCAAUGGAAUUCAGCAACAUCUAAAGCAAGUUCCGCUCAACCUACAACACACAAACCAGCAAGUGGUACUACUAAGGCUCAAAAUCAAAAACCACAAUGGAAUGCAAAAUCGAAAGUAGGCUCAUUGGAUAAUGCUCAUCAUAAACCAGGUGGUGGUAGUACAGCUAAAGGUGACAAUAAAAAACCUGAUUCUAAAGAAAAAUCUAAACCAAAACCUGACAGUAAUGUUCAUGAAAUAAUGACAACAGGUGGUGGCGGUGAUGGUAAUGAAGCUAGUGCAACAGUCAAUGAAGAACAUCCUCAAACAGUUGAUGAAACAUCAAAUGAAAUAAUGGAAUCACACAAGAAUGACGACGGUGACAAAUAA